This is a messenger RNA of Penicillium alfredii, 1827 nucleotides long. Its product is annotated as flavin monoamine oxidase family protein. Gene Ontology annotation, biological process: amino acid catabolic process. Bases 1 to 1827 code for a protein of 608 amino acids. Gene Ontology annotation, molecular function: L-amino-acid oxidase activity; polyamine oxidase activity. The record is from RefSeq and is a predicted model, not a curated record. The transcript is spliced from 3 exons. NCBI's taxonomy places the organism in Eukaryota, Fungi, Ascomycota, Eurotiomycetes, Eurotiales, Aspergillaceae.
AUGCCCGGCGUUCUCCGGUCUUCCAUAGAUGUCGACGAUGGACCUGGCAGCCCCGCGGUAGAUAUCAAGACACGCGAUGCCUCCGAGUCCAAAUUCAAAAAUGGAGCGCACGCAAUCGCACAGCCUGCGCGUCGGGUCCAUCCCACCAAGUUCGUGAAGCAAGAGAUCUCGUUUCGAGACUUGUGGGCACGGCAUAUAGUACAGCGCGGCAUUCUAAGUGAAAUCAAGGGCAAAGGCCUACAACUCGGAGGUAUUGAUUGGCACCUUCCCGGAAACACGCCCACGUCGAGUCGAUAUCCUACGCUUCCUUAUCUCCCACGACCGUCGCACACCCUCCGUUCUAUGUGUCGAGACCGCGCGAAUGGCAAUGGCACGGCGCCGAUUCGGUUAUGUAUUAUUGGGGCUGGGAUCUCGGGACUAUAUUUGGCUAUGCUCCUGGAAGAGCUGGGACUGCCCGAGGUCACGUAUGAAAUUCUGGAAUCGAGCGACAGAGUCGGUGGUCGAGUAUUUACACAUCGAUUUGGGCCCGGGGCCAGUGAUUACUAUGAUAUUGGUGCAAUGCGGUUUCCAAAGAGUUGUUGUGUCAACAGGACAAUCAUCGAAGGAGCAGAGCGAAUUCUUGAGCGAGCAUUUGAACCAUUCAUCAGCCGACUUGUGACGGACUUUUAUGACGGACUUGAGUAUCUGAUGAAAUUCGAUCAUCUUAGCACGGGAGAAUAUUUACGGCGAGAGUUUCAAUCCACGUCCGAGAUCUUGACAAUCGCUCACUCGAUUGGCAGUGCAUCUGGAAAUUUCAACCAGUCAUUCACAGAGGCCAUCUUGGACGCCGUGGAUUUCAGCUACCCAACUGGGCCGGGCGGCUCUAUUGAAUGGUACUCGGUGGCGGGCGGGACAUCAGAAGUGAUUAAAAGCAUGGAGAGCAGGAUCUCUCCUCAGCCUGUUCUUGGGGCGCGCGUCAAGUCGAUUUCCUACGCCAAACACACCACAUAUCCUAUGGCUGUGCAGGUGGAUGGCGAGUCCAGUCCCAGGGAAUACUCGGCCGUCUUCAACACAGCCAGUCUCGCGUGUAUGCGCCGCAUGGACCUGACCAGGGCGAAACUCCGGCCGGAUCAGCGAGCCGCCGUGCAAAGCGUCCACUACGAUGCCUCGACCAAAGUCGCAGUCCGAUUCCGAACACCUUGGUGGAGAAUAUUCUGCAAGAUCAACGGGGGACAAGCAUCGACCGAUCUCCCCAUCCGCACUUGCGUCUACCCCAAUCUAACCAGCGCAGACACUGAGCCGGCCGUGCUGCUAUGCUCAUAUACCUGGGCACAGGAUGCCCAGCAAAUGGCAUCGCUGGUGAACCAAGACUCCAAGCAAUCAAGAGCAGAGUUAGAGCAGCUCCUCGUCCACAAUCUGGCUCUCCUCCACCAGGAAUACCCCGACGAUUCCGGAACACCAUUUGGCUACGACCGAAUGCGCUCGAUCAUCCAGCAAGAAUACGAUUGUCACCACGGCUAUGACUGGUAUAAUAACCCCGGGACCUCGGGCGCAUUCGCGUUCUUCGGGCCAGGCGAGUUCCAUAAUUUCUAUCCCGCGCUCGUACGGCCUGCAUCAGACGGCCAUCUGUUCCUGGUCGGCGAGGCGUGCAGUGCAAACCACGCGUGGGUGUCUGGAGCCCUCAAAAGCGCCUAUCGAGCGCUGAACCAACUCCUGCACAAACUCACGCUGCACGGCCAAGUUCCUCCCGAUACGCUGCAGCGACUGCGGGAUCGCUGGGGUGAGCUCGAAGAAAUCUCGCCCGAAGUGCUGGAAUGGCAGGCCCUGUUGGCCGAGCACCUGGAUUGA